AUGAACGAAGCUGUGGAACUUUUAAAAUAUCAUGCUACAAGUAUGGAUGGUUAUGAAUUUUUUAAUAAAAAUCCUAAUAGUAGUAUGCCUUUUUAUAACAAAAAACAUCAAAGCUAUAUAAAUAUUGAAAAAAUUCAUUUUAAAGUUGAUGAUCCCGAUGAUUAUAAUGAAGUAAUAAACAUGUUAUGGGAUCCCGAUUAUGCCAUUUUUUUCAAUACUGACUUUGUUAAAACUACCCGUGUGUACAAUCCAAAUUUAGUAAUGAUACAACAACGUUACAAAAAAAAAUUCGGACGCCGUCAGAGAUAUUUUUAUGCUUUAGCUACAAAGGUUGAAAUAUCAGAAAACAAAACUAUAGUAGUCAUGACUUCAGCAAAUAUAAAUGAUCACAAUCCUUCCAAUAAAAAAUAUAAAAACGAAAUUGUAAAAAGCGCAAAUUUAUUCAAAACUGACAUUGAUUCUGAAGAAGAUAUUAGAAAAGGAAAAUUAAAAAAAAACAUUGAAGGACAUAGCUACGGUUUCCUAAAUGUAUUAUUGGAAAAGUUUUAG
Plasmodium yoelii is the source of this 549-nucleotide messenger RNA. RefSeq names its product fam-a protein. Bases 1 to 549 code for a protein of 182 amino acids. The record is from RefSeq and is a predicted model, not a curated record. NCBI's taxonomy places the organism in Eukaryota, Apicomplexa, Aconoidasida, Haemosporida, Plasmodiidae. The transcript is spliced from 5 exons.